Messenger RNA from Myotis lucifugus (little brown bat), 752 nucleotides. RefSeq names its product patatin-like phospholipase domain-containing protein 3. Gene Ontology annotation, molecular function: triacylglycerol lipase activity. Gene Ontology annotation, cellular component: membrane; lipid droplet; cytoplasm. The annotation marks the transcript as partial. Lineage: Eukaryota; Metazoa; Chordata; Mammalia; Chiroptera; Vespertilionidae. Gene Ontology annotation, biological process: lipid homeostasis; triglyceride catabolic process. The transcript has 3 exons. The record is from RefSeq and is a predicted model, not a curated record.
AUAUCACCAAACAGUACCCUGCUCCCAUUUAGUAAGCAUAAGAGUGAGUUGAGAUAUUUUACAUUCUGUUUUGCAUUAAGUUUUGAGAUCCUCUAACUGCAUCUCAGUUUGGACGAUCCCCAAUGUAAGGGCUCUGCAGCCACGUGAGAACACAGCUCCCUCCGCCCGGUUUCUGGUCUUGCCGCAGUCGGCCCCUGUCCCAGGCGGCACAUCCAUCCCCCUGUGCGCUUGUCUCCCCCACAGACCUCACUCUGAAGUUCCUCACAGACCUUGUCGAGUCCGCCAGAAGCCGGACCAUGAGCAUCCUCCAUCCAUCCUUCAACAUAGUCAGGUGCCUCCGAGAAACCCUCCACAGACACCUCCCGGACAACGUCCACCAGCUCAUCUCAGGCAAAAUGUGCAUCUCGCUCACCAGAGUGUCCGACUGGGAAAACGUCCUGGUGUCCGAGUUUCAGUCCAAAGACGACGUUGUGGACGCCUUGAUCUGUUCCUCCUUCAUCCCUUUCUUCUUUGGCUUAAUCCCUCCGACCUUCAGAGGCGAGCGGUACGUGGAUGGAGGGUUUAGUGACUUUAGACCCUGCUUUGAUGACAAGACGACCAUCACCGUGUCGCCCUUCCUUGGGGAGCAUGACAUCUGUCCUAAGGUGAAGUCCACGAACUUCCUGUAUAUGGACGUGUACAGGCUCAGUCUCCGCUUCUGCUUGGAGAACGUCCACCUGAUCAACCAAGUCCUGUUCCCACCGGAUGUCAAG